Molecule: messenger RNA, 333 nt
Organism: Spodoptera exigua (beet armyworm)
Lineage: Eukaryota; Metazoa; Arthropoda; Insecta; Lepidoptera; Noctuidae
Source: the annotation of a GenBank genome assembly
AUGACGGUUGUCAGUAUUAAGUCUUCUGUCGGCAAACGAGCAGACGGAUUACCUGAUGACCACACCACCAAUGUGGAUGGAUGGAGAGGGAAAGGUAGACCAAAGAAAAUAAGGAUGGGUUGUGUGAGAAGUGAUAUGGAAGACAGAGGAGUUAGUGAUAGCGUGACGGGUGACAGCACAGAAUGGAAGAAAAAAAACAUAUUGUGCCCCCAAAUAAAACGGGACAAGGGCAGGAAGAUGAUGACGGCAGACCACUUCCUUGUAACGAGGAUCAUCUUUACAUUUAUUCCGGUACUUUCUAUUCCGGUACAGUGGUGGUUCAGCAGUAGUUGA